GCUAUGUUUUCAUUUCCACACUUCUUCAGUUAUUAGCCUCUAACUCCUAGCUGCUCCUACUUACCCACCUAUUGAACGCCUGUCCAAACUGACGCACUAUGCAUCAUUCGAAGCUUCUUACUACGGUCAUUCUUGCAAUACAAUUCUCCGCCGUGCAAGUAGUAGCACAAACAUGCGAAAGCUACUGCACUAACUACGACCAAACCCUUGUCAACUGCAGAAGCCUUUACAGCGCCGGUGUGGUCGGUACGGGCCCUAUUAGCGCUGAUGCUGUAGGCUGUAUGUGCGUGGGCACCGAGACCGUCACGGGCUAUUACGUGCUGUCAGAGUGCUACCAGUGUUAUCUCCUGACUGGCGGAGACUCUGACGUUCUUUUCGCAUAUGGGUUAUCGCGUGCUUUACAAAUUAUCAGCUUGGGCCGCAGGUUGCCGAGCAAUGCUGGAAUCAGAACCUCCUCAACGGCAACACCGGAAAACCAUGCGCCCAGGGCUCUGCACAUCCAUCGGCAUCUGGAGCAGCGGCUACCUCCAGCAGCGUUGAGAUCGUGGUAUCGAGUGCUGCUUUCAGCUUUAGUAGUGUUGCAACAGCAUCCGCUUCUACUGGGGUUCUCGUUCCAGCGGCAACAACUACUGGCGCACCUACUACCGCAGCGAGUACCCCAAUUACCACCGCGACGAAAAAUUCAUCAGCAAAUAGCGUUUAUGCUUCAUGGGUGACAGUGCUUAUUGGCGUGGUUGUCUUGUUUGUAAUGAUCCAAUUCAACAGUCCUUCUGGUGCUUGAUAUGGGCUUGUAGAUAGAAUAGGAUAUGAAUUGUUGAACUUUCUGAUUUUGGAAGCUUUGGAGGCUUUAAUACGUAUAACAUCUUCUGUCUAAGUUAUCUUGGGGUGAAAGCGUGGUUACCUUUUGGGUGUGGGGAGGGAAUUAUUAGCUAGAAGCCUAAAUAAAUUAAGGAUUGA
Molecule: messenger RNA, 957 nt
Organism: Hyaloscypha bicolor E
Lineage: Eukaryota; Fungi; Ascomycota; Leotiomycetes; Helotiales; Hyaloscyphaceae
Exons: 2
Coding region: 99-716 (205 amino acids)
Source: RefSeq, a predicted model, not a curated record